Messenger RNA from Manacus vitellinus (golden-collared manakin), 2027 nucleotides. It is a transcript of the gene PLEKHS1, whose product is annotated as pleckstrin homology domain containing S1. The transcript is spliced from 14 exons. Bases 1 to 1389 code for a protein of 462 amino acids. NCBI's taxonomy places the organism in Eukaryota, Metazoa, Chordata, Aves, Passeriformes, Pipridae. The record is from RefSeq and is a predicted model, not a curated record.
AUGGCUUCUACAAAUAAGAGAAAUUCUGCAGGGAGAAUUCAAAAUACAUUUUGCCCUGAAGGUGGAGUCCGCAAGCACGGAUUCCUUAUCAAAUCACCACCUCUUCAACUUUUCAGCUCACAGAAUUCCUGGAAAAGGCGUCUUUUCGUCCUGUCCAAAUCCAGCAAGGGGAAUUACAUCCUGAAGUAUCUAAAAGGCCAGCAUGUAAAAGGCUCCAUAGCUGUUGAUCAAAUCAUAAGUAUUGAAGUUGGCAUAAGAAAUUUUGAAAUUAUGGAAACAGUGAGGAAGAUGUUUAAAUGCCUUCCUGAGCAGGUGAUGUCCAUCGGUACUGGAAACAGAUGUUACUACCUCAUUGGGGACAGCAGGCAGGAAACAGAGGACUGGGUGACUCUGAUAUCUUCAGUCUGCAGGGAGGACAAACAAGGUGGAUGCUGCCCUCAGAACCAAGAUCUUCCAAAUCCGGGAGUCAGAAGCCGGCCCUCCUCUUUGCCACUAGUCUUAAAUUCCAUAGAUAUGACCAGUUUCACAGAAAGGCAAAGCUGCCAGAAGGAGAACGGCUGCUCAGAAGACAAGAACAGGCCUUAUUCAGAUCCUGGCCCUCAUCAGGCUCAGUGUGACUCACCAAGAGGAGUGUUUCCCAGCCUGGAUAAAAUUCUGGGAAGAAGUGAGGAAAAUCUGCUGCCAUCAGAUACAGAUGAAAACAUCCAAAAGGAUGAAGAAGAUUAUUACCAAACUCCCAGCAAUAUUUUAGCACAGUGCGCUGCUGAAGUAUCAAAGCCUGACCUUACAGCUGGAACUGAUGUCCCUGUGCAAGAGAAACCAGUGCAAAACAACCCAGUAAAGGAGAACAUUUAUAUGUCAAUGAAAUCACUUAGGUUGCUGGAUGAGAGAUGCCAACUCACAUGCAGACGUGAUGGGCUCCCAUCUCCUCCCAAAUGCCAGGACAGCAGUGCAUGUCCAAGAGACUUGGAAGCAAACAAAGACAUAGAAUUCCCAGAAAGCAGCACCAGCCCGCAGCCAACCCUCCAGAGAAGGCAAAAUUCAUUACCACUUUCAGUGGUUCAGUUGUCUAUACUGCUCAGUCAAGUUACAGAUGAGACCCAGCUGCAGAAGUUGGAUAUUUUUCUACCCCUGGCUGAUAUUAACAGUUACUUAAAAUUUACUGAAGCAGCAGGACGAAUAUGCAUUUCACACUGGACUGGUCCUCACAGACUGGGAUGUUUGUUUAACCAUGGAGAUCAUGUAGUGGCUGUCAAUGAUCUGCAACCCCAGGGUGUGGAAGAAGCUUACUUCUUCAUCAGCAGGUCCACAAGAAAGGAGGUGAAACUUACUGUAUGUAGGAUUCCACAGUCAGAUAUCUUCCAUGCUAAAGGCUGCUCAUGUUCCUGAAAAAAAAAAGACCUCAGUGAUUAAUUCAAAGGCCUGUUUGUGCUGAAUUCUGAAUAAAGGCAGAGGGAAACCCCAGUUCUGGAGCUACAGAGGCUGAAAAUGGAAGAAGAGACAUGGAGGAAGAAGGAGUUCUUCUCCAAAGCUGCUAUGGGACUCCUUUGCUCUGCACUGCUUCUUUGAGUACAGCAAAUCCAUUUCUGCCUAAUGAAUCUCUGAAGGAUUGGAUGGCUGGCUAUCAUUAUACAGGGCUUCUUCCAGCUCUGUAACUGUGUCAGCCUGCUAGGACAGUCCUCAUGGCCUGAACCCUAAAAUCACAGAUCGUCUAGUUCAAGAGUAUUCACCAGGAUGUCAUCCUCAGUCUUUCCUGGCCAAGAUUUGCCUAAGCUCUUCUUCUGAACUUUAGAAAAGGAAAGUCCAAACCUUCUUGUGUUGUUCCAAGACUCAUCUCUCUCUAAAAUUAGGAAGUUUUUUCUACUGUUUAUCCUAGACAUUUUUUCCAGAAAGUUAACCUGAUUUUUCUUGCCUUGUUUUCAGUGGGCAUGGGGAAUAUUUGGAUUUCCACUGUCUUCAGAGGAAUCUUCACUGUGGAAGGUGUUUUUUUCUGCCUGUUCUCCCUACUCUUUUUCUUAGACCAAGUA